Molecule: messenger RNA, 999 nt
Organism: Purpureocillium takamizusanense
Lineage: Eukaryota; Fungi; Ascomycota; Sordariomycetes; Hypocreales; Ophiocordycipitaceae
Exons: 5
Coding region: 1-999 (332 amino acids)
Biological process (GO): positive regulation of mRNA splicing, via spliceosome
Cellular component (GO): spliceosomal complex
Molecular function (GO): RNA binding
Source: RefSeq, a predicted model, not a curated record
AUGGCAACCACCGCGAUGGACUACGAAGCCGCAGGUGGCGAUCGGUAUGACGACGAGCCCCCUCGGUAUGAGCGUGACAAUCGAAGUGCCUCCCCCCGACCCAUUCGCGAUGAUAACGAUGGCGGUCGUCGCCGCUCUGCUUCGCCUAAUGGCAAUGCCGACGGCGGCCCCAAGACUUCGUCUGGCCCCCGAGACGACGAUGAUGAUGGCGCCAUCAACCCUGGCUCCAAUCUUUUUGUCACGGGUAUUCAUCCCCGUCUCACGGAAGCCGAGGUGUCCAAGAUGUUCGAGAAAUACGGUGAUGUUGAGAAGUGCCAGAUCAUGCGUGACCCACACACCAAGGAGUCGCGUGGUUUUGGCUUCGUCAAGAUGGUCACGUCUGAGCAGGCCGAGGCCGCCAAGGAAGGCUUGCAGGGAGAACAGAUUGAGGGCCGCACUCUGAGCAUUGAGAAGGCUCGGCGUGCCCGGCCACGCACCCCGACGCCUGGCAAGUACUUUGGACCACCAAAGCGAGACCCUCGCCCUCGCUUCGACGACCGUCGACGAGGCGGCUACAGUGGAGGUCCAGGCGCUUCUGGCCGCGAUGACUAUCGCUACCGUGGGUACGAUCGUGGGAAUGAUCGUCGAUAUGAUGACCGCCGUUACGACGAAGGUAGGGGCGGCUACGAACGUGGCUACCGCGAGGAGCGACGCUACGAUGAUCGCGGCUACGGACGCGACUACGAGCGCAGCUAUGAACGUCGCGACCGCGGCGGCGGCGGCGGCGGCGGCGACGACUAUUAUGGUCGCGAGCGAUACGGUGGGCGCGAGGACCGCGGCGACCGCUACGCUCAGCGUGGUGGGCCUGGUGGCUAUGACCGCGAACGAUACGAUCGCCAGGGCGAACGCGACGUUGCUCGCUCCCGGGAGCCCGCGGCAGGCGGCUCUGGCUAUGGCGAGUCCGGCUCGCGGUCAGAUGCCCGGGAGGCAUAUACAGGCCCUGAGCCCUCGGCGCGAUAA